Molecule: messenger RNA, 777 nt
Organism: Drosophila hydei
Lineage: Eukaryota; Metazoa; Arthropoda; Insecta; Diptera; Drosophilidae
Exons: 3
Coding region: 283-489 (68 amino acids)
Source: RefSeq, a predicted model, not a curated record
GACGCCGCUGCGACGGUCGCGCAUUGAACAGAUCCUGACAACAAGCCAGACGACGUGGACGUGGAAGCCGCUUCAUUUGGCGCCACAUUAAAGUGCUACGACCGGAGUCCUCUCGCUGUCUCUCACUCACGCUGUUUGUGCAUAUUUGUGUGUGACUCAUAAACCUCAACAUAAGCAGAUCACGAGCUCAACCAAUUCGAAGACUUCUGCUUGGGCCACGACCAGAUUGACCGGAAGUUGCAUUAUAAGCACACGCCAAGUGGAACAAAGCAGCGCAACAAGAUGGCGGGCGGCGGCAGGACAGCCGGAAAAUACGGUUAUUCAGACAACAAUUAUUACAGUAGUCACUCGUACAAGAGCAUCAACGACGAAAUCAUAUUGGUCAGCAUUAUAAUGGGCAUUACGAUAAUCGUUCUGAUCACGAUUGCCCUGUGCUACAUUGCGUAUGAGAAAUGUCACAAGAAGCGUGAAUAUUUCAUCAACGCCUAACGGGCACACACCGCAAAACAAACGAAAAACAUAUAAAACUAAAACCGAAAAAUGAAAAAGGAAACGACACACAAAGGGGUAAAUGGCAAGGUCAAAUGUCAACAGGACAGCCGUGGCAGCAACUGCUGCUGCAACUGCAACAAUGUUGACGUUGACGCUUAAGUUGGUAAACGCGAGCGAUAGAGGCGAAGGCGAUGCGGGUUCAUUUUCAAGCCAGUAGCCGGCAGAAUUAAAGCACACACUUACACGCCCACACCCAAACACACACUCACACACACACACUCACGU